UGGACGAGGUGGAGCAUUAGGACGCGUUCCUCGAUGGGUAUAUCACCGAACCAGUAUUGUCAACCGUCCUGUUAUUCUGGAGAUCUAAAAAGACGUCAUUCGUGGAGCAGCGAAAUCGAUUUCCGGGAACCGGGACCGGAAGUUGGAAGCCUCUCCACAACGAGCUCCGAUCCUGCGUUGGACGAAGACGGAGUCUCCUACAAGGAAAAUGGGCGUGCGGUGCAGACGGUGGACCUGGUGGCGGACUGUCAAUUGGCGCUGCCAAUUGUGACGGUCGAGACAACACCGAGUCCUCCGGGGUCGCCGACGUCGACGACGCCUCCGGCUUCUUUCGGCUCGCCGAAGAGCAUGGGUCAACGUCCCAGCAAUCUCUUGCGCCCCAAGAUCUCCUUGACGUGGGUUCUCCGAGGCCACCAGCACCACCACCGGUCGACGAUCAACGGUAACGCCGAAUCCAACCUUAACAUUGACUCCGACGUCCGCGGGGAUGUCCUGGUCAGGGAAGGCAAAGAGAGAUCGUCGAGGAAAUGCGUCAAGAGCGUCAAGGACAAGGACAAGGGCAAGGAGAACAUCGGCAGGUCCGAGAAGGUCGAGAAGAACGUGGUGCACAGAUGUGAAAAGGUCGACAAAUUGGACAAGCCGCUCGACAAGGACAGGCCCAACGAAACGGUGCUGGACCCUUCUCUAGAGAAGAGUCCACGAAACGAGAUUCCGGGCAAAGACCUCAAGGAAAAGGAGAAAGUGAAGAGGGCAGUCUCGGAACCGACCCUGGUUUCCAGAGAUUCCCCUUCGACCCCGAACGGUCGCGAGAAACACAGACAUCGUCGGCCUAAGAGACCCCAUAAGCCUAGACCUCCGUCAAGAUUCGGAUACGAGAUCGCCGACCUCGAUUCAUUUCUGACAAAGGCGUCCAUUGAGAGGCCGGCGAAUAUCCCUGUCGUGUUGUCCUUUCCCUCGGUACUGUACCAGACCCAGGGAGGAACUCAAGACGAGGUGGCUCUUCCUUUGGGAACGGUCGUGAACGCCGUCUUCAAGAAUCAAGCCUGGCUUUACGUGCAGACUCCUCAUGGCCAAGAAGGUUACGUCGGUUACGCAGCUUGCCUGCCUCUUGGCAUAUUGCCGCAACCAACGCGCGGUCCUUGCUGGGAAAACUCCACCGAUGUCUUUCCAAGACCUCUGGGUAACAUGACGGACACUGAAAAGUUGAGAGACACCAGGUCGGAAUGCGGAGCUCGUGCUCGGAAUCCCAGAGUACGUCGUGCAACAAGAGACGCCGUUUCUGCCUGCGGAGAACGCAGCGUCGAUAGACUUUACUUAAGGGCAGCGGCUAAUGCCAAGAUUAAAGGAUCCAGACAUACAUUACUCGUCGUCCGGAAUGAUUACGAGGGACGUGGUGGAAAUGUUAUCAGCGUGUCCAAGGGCGACGUUGUUGCACUUCUCAGCGAUCACGUUAACGAGUGGUUUUGGGUUCGGUCCAGGGACGGUAGGGAAGGCUUCAUUCCUGCGGUUAUCGCUGGACACGGGUUUCUGUGACUUUCCUAAGCCCUUAAAGAUGCUCUGCAAGUAAAAUAUAAGAAAGAAUAGAGUCUCCGCAGAGCAAGAAUUGUAGAAAGAGACGAAACCUUGUAAAUUUGUACAUAAUCCUCUACAGCUUAUGCAUUACAUACUGAUAUAUUUAUUAAAUUCCAUGAUCACGGAAGGAAUUCCUUUUUCAUUGGACAUAGGAAUGAUCUUAUAUAUAUAUGGUUUCUCAGAGGACACGCAAUUAGUUUUUAGAUUAAAUUGUUAGGGGUGGAGACGCAAGACUUUCUAAUGUAACCUGUGUAAACUUUAAACAAACUAUUCUUCGAUGGCAGACCCUCGUGGGGUAGCAACCUUUGAAAUAAACAUUCUGUUGAAGUACUGUAAA
Orussus abietinus is the source of this 1909-nucleotide messenger RNA. RefSeq lists its product as uncharacterized. Gene Ontology annotation, molecular function: protein binding. The transcript is spliced from 6 exons. Bases 34 to 1533 code for a protein of 499 amino acids. NCBI's taxonomy places the organism in Eukaryota, Metazoa, Arthropoda, Insecta, Hymenoptera, Orussidae. The record is from RefSeq and is a predicted model, not a curated record.